AUGCUGUUUUUUUUUACGAGUCGACAGCUGACCGACAUCGCUUUUACGGUACUCAAAUCGGAGACACAAACACAUGCCAACUACCUCUACGCGUCCCGAAGCAGUCUCGACAAGGCUGAGCUGUCUUCCUCCGGAGAAGUCGGGGUCGGGGUCGUCGAAUGGGUAUUGAACAUGCGCGUCUUGCCUUUGCUUUGUCUGACAUCCUCGGCCAAGCGACUUGGCUCAUCUGGUCUCUUGGCCCUUGCCAUUUUCUGCUUCGGAGCGGAUUCCCGCAUGGUCAGCAUCGAGAUGCAGCGCCAUGCAAGCGUUCGCAGUGCGAUUCUCGUGACAAGGCCGGACUCUUCCCCCGCUCACACUUUUGUAUUUGCUACGAUGCGGGUGGACAAGGAACGCAGGGGUGAAGUGGGCUCGGGAAGAGGCUUCUUCGCCUGGCAAGACACCGGAUGGCAUUCCACGAUGGUGAUGGAAAUGAAGCACAGCCGAAAGCCGCAAUCGAGCUUCGGGCUGAGGAAGCCUUGA
Molecule: messenger RNA, 519 nt
Organism: Pseudozyma hubeiensis SY62
Lineage: Eukaryota; Fungi; Basidiomycota; Ustilaginomycetes; Ustilaginales; Ustilaginaceae
Exons: 2
Coding region: 1-519 (172 amino acids)
Source: RefSeq, a predicted model, not a curated record